Messenger RNA from Indicator indicator, 1524 nucleotides. It is a transcript of the gene RNF25, whose product is annotated as ring finger protein 25. Bases 1 to 1503 code for a protein of 500 amino acids. Gene Ontology annotation, biological process: protein ubiquitination. NCBI's taxonomy places the organism in Eukaryota, Metazoa, Chordata, Aves, Piciformes, Indicatoridae. Gene Ontology annotation, molecular function: ubiquitin protein ligase activity; protein binding. The record is from RefSeq and is a predicted model, not a curated record. The transcript has 10 exons. Gene Ontology annotation, cellular component: nucleus.
AUGGCGGCGGCCGGCGAGGAGGCGGAGGCGAUGGAUUGGGCGCUGCCGCUGGAGGUGGAGGUGCUGGAGUCCAUCUACCUGGAGGAGCUGCGGGUGGUGCGGGGCCGCGGCAGGUGGGACCCUUGGGAGAUCAGCAUCACCCUGCACCCCGCCACGGCCCAGGACCAGGACUCCCAGUAUGUCCGUUUCACCCUGGUGCUCUCCGUACCCCCCCAGUAUCCAAACAAAGCUCCAGAAAUCUCGAUCAGGAACUCACGGGGGCUGUCAGAUGAGCAAAUUCACAAGAUUUCACAGACUCUCAGAAGUAUUGCUGAAGCCAGGCUGGGGACAGAAGUGCUCUAUGAACUGAUUGAGAAGGGGAAGGAGAUCCUUACUGACAACAACAUUCCUCAUGGCCAGUGCGUGAUCUGUCUCUACGGAUUUCAGGAGAGAGAAGCUUUCACAAAGACCCAGUGCUACCACUACUUCCACUCCCACUGCCUAGCCCGCUAUGCCCAGCACAUGGAGGAGGAGAUCUUCAUGCAGCAAGAGGAGAGAGAGCAACACCUGGCACCAUCCACCAAACAGGAGGUCGGUGUGCAGUGCCCUGUGUGCCGGGAGACCCUGGUCUAUGAUCUCUGUGCUCUGAAGGCAGCGCCACCCCCGCAGCACCCACUGGAGCCAUACAGGCCAGAUGCCAAGACACUUCAGCGCCAGGAGGAGCUGCGCUUAAUUUUCAAGAGACAGCAGGAGAAAGGAGGCAUCAUUGACCCUGAAGCAGAGCGGAACCGUUACUUCAUCAGCCUCCAGGCGCCUCCAGCUGCUGUUGAUCCAGGCCAAGCAGCCUCUACCUCUGAGCUGCCGGUGAGUGCAAGUGCUGUGAACGUCCCACAGCCACCCAGCCAAGCCUUGGCUCCAGAGCCAGCUGGGGCACUAGAGGCCAGGGCAGAACCUGAGAGGCCGGCAGUGCCCAGAGAGCAACAAAGCAAGAGGGAGAGGCACCGAGGGGAGAGGCCAGGCCCCAGAGGCCAGGGAAAGCAGACCUGCAGCAGCUUGCAGGAACCAGCAGGUGAAGCCCAUCAUCUGCUGCCCGGCUCCAGGGGGCCCAGGGGCUUCAGCCGCAGACCAGAGCGGAGACCUGGUGGGAGGCACAGCCAGGAGUUUCCAAAGCCUCAUGGCAGAAGCAGGGCUACUGCCUUGGCUGAAAGAAAGGAUUUGGACCCUGAAGACCCCUUGCCAGUAACAGAUAUGGUGGACCUGAAAAGGGAGCAGCAUGAUAUGGAGAAAUGGACCCAAGAGGGGGCUGAGGCCACAGGCAGGGAGAAGGAAAAUCUGACAUUCAACCACAGUGACCACAAAUCAGCUCCCAGCUGGCAGGGCCACCACAGGCCCUGGGAUUGUGGGAGGUGGGAGAAGUCCAGGGUCCAGAAGCGUGGUUCCUACCCCAGAGCACCAAGAGAGCAAGGGGCAUUCAGGCCCAGUGGACAUCAAGAACCUCAUCUUGAGAAGGAGAGUGGCUCCUAGCAGGAGUGGUGAGGGGCUGGG